CUGUUUGUCAUAUGACCCGUUCCUCGCUUCAGUUCUCUUAUCGUCUGUGGAGUGGUUGGACGGAUAGUGAAGGAAGAUGUUCCGCUGGGCGCUUUACGUGAUGUUGGGAACGAUGGGGGUCAUGGGAGCUCCAGAUGCCGAUGAGAUAAAAUUCCUCCCAGGCCUUCAGAAACAGCCCAGCUUCAAACAGUAUUCUGGCUACCUUAGUGUUGCCGAGAACAAACACCUCCAUUACUGGUUUGUGGAGUCCCAAAAAGACCCAGCCAGCAGCCCGGUGGUUCUGUGGCUAAAUGGAGGCCCUGGAUGUAGCUCACUGGAUGGGUUGCUCACAGAACAUGGGCCUUUCCUGAUUCAGGAUGAUGGGGUCUCACUUGAGUACAACCCUUAUUCCUGGAAUAAGAUUGCCAGUGUCCUGUACCUGGAGUCACCAGCAGGAGUUGGAUUUUCUUACUCUGAUGACAAACAGUAUGCCACCAAUGACACAGAGGUGUCUAUGAACAACUACCUGGCCUUGAAGAGGUUCUUCCAGCUUUUCCCAGAGUACAGCAAGAAUGAAUUCUUUAUCACAGGCGAGAGUUACGGAGGCAUUUAUGUUCCCACUCUGGCAGAGAGGGUGAUGGAAGACAGCAGCAUAAACCUACAGGGUAUUGCUGUAGGAAACGGGAUGUCCAGCUAUGAGAUGAAUGACAAUUCAUUGGUCUACUUUGCUUACUACCAUGGGCUCCUGGGAACAAGUUUAUGGACGGACUUACAGACAUACUGCUGCAAGGAUGGCAAAUGUGACUUCUACAACAAUCACAGUCUGAAUUGUACCAAGAAUUUGGCAGAGGUGCAGUAUAUUGUUUACCAGUCUGGGCUCAACAUGUACAACCUGUAUGCUCCCUGUGCUGGAGGGGUUCCUCAGAGAGUCAGAUUUGAGAACGGCCACCUAGUGAUUCACGAUCUGGGGAACAACUUCAUCCAGCACCCCUGGACUUCCAUGUGGAAUGAGAAACUUCGAGGAAUAGCUGUCUUGCAUAAGUCUGUGAGGCUCGACCCUCCCUGCACCAACUCCACCCCGUCCAGAAUGUACCUAAACAACGCCUACGUCAGGUCAGCCCUGCACAUCCCGACCUCUGUCCCUGAAUGGGACAUCUGCAGUGCGGAGGUGAACUUCAACUACGUGCGCCUGUAUAUGGAUGUGAAAAAGCAGUACCUGAAGCUGCUGGGGGCGCUGAAGUACCGUGUGCUGGUGUACAAUGGGGACGUGGACAUGGCCUGCAACUUCCUUGGGGAUGAGUGGUUUGUGGAGUCUCUUCAGCAAGAAGUGCAGGUGAAGCGCAGGCCCUGGCUCUACAACAAUGGAGAGAGUCAGCAGGUGGGCGGUUUCGUCAAGGACUUCUCCAACCUGGCCUUCCUCACUGUCAAGGGUUCAGGUCACAUGGUUCCUACAGACAAGCCCGUCGCUGCUUACACAAUGUUCAGCCGCUUCCUGACAAAACAGCCCUAUUGAGACGGGGCAGUAAAGGUGACCCCCUUAAAGGAGACGGGUAUAAUCGGGCAGACCUCCACUCUACCCUUUCUGACUCUUACCAAUUGCCACGUCGCCUACUUUUUUCUGUCUUCUUGUCUCGGCCACUGGGUCAGUCCACAGAACGGUCAGAAGGGGUAUGCAGAAUAUGAUUUGCACAGGCUCACUGUGAUCGACUUUGGGCUGUAUUAUUAACAGAAAUGCACAUCUUUCCUUCUUUCCUUCCAUCCACCGUUGGAUAAUUUACAUCCAUUUUUUUUUUUCUGUAUAUGUGAUUUAGGCUGCUUUUGUGCUUUUGGGAUCUGCUGUAACAAAGAGGUACUGCUGUAGAGCGUCUGAAGUCUGUGGUAAAGAUGUACUGAAUCGAUGCAUCUGUUUGUAUUUUUUGCCUUGCUGAAAAAUCAAAAUCAUUGUAUUUUGUUUGUGUGCAAGUCAUGGCCUUGAUCCAAAUAGUAGAACUUGAAAUGUAUAUCAAGUGAAAUGUCACUGUGAUAUGAUGAUGAAUCAAUUUUGUCUUUUUUUUAUCGUUUAGAUUCAAAGAUUGCCUGAAAGUUGUGUGAAUGGAACUGAAGGGAAAAAAGUUUUUU
This is a messenger RNA of Megalops cyprinoides (Indo-Pacific tarpon), 2097 nucleotides long. RefSeq names its product cathepsin A (gene ctsa). NCBI's taxonomy places the organism in Eukaryota, Metazoa, Chordata, Actinopteri, Elopiformes, Megalopidae. The transcript is spliced from 15 exons. Gene Ontology annotation, biological process: proteolysis. The coding region runs from base 77 to 1492 and encodes 471 amino acids. Gene Ontology annotation, molecular function: serine-type carboxypeptidase activity. The record is from RefSeq and is a predicted model, not a curated record.